Penicillium manginii is the source of this 1128-nucleotide messenger RNA. Its product is annotated as protein-histidine N-methyltransferase. Gene Ontology annotation, molecular function: protein-L-histidine N-tele-methyltransferase activity. Gene Ontology annotation, biological process: peptidyl-histidine methylation, to form tele-methylhistidine. The record is from RefSeq and is a predicted model, not a curated record. The coding region runs from base 1 to 1128 and encodes 375 amino acids. The transcript is spliced from 3 exons. Lineage: Eukaryota; Fungi; Ascomycota; Eurotiomycetes; Eurotiales; Aspergillaceae.
AUGGCGUUUAGCUUCGGGUUUGCUGGAGAUGAUAUCGACAUCGACGAUGCUGAAGUUAAUAAUGAGUCUCCUUUUGUUCCCGCUGUCGCUGGACAGGAGGCAAGCAAUUCGCUCCCGGAGUUGGUGAAGGCCAACAAGCAUGACAUGAAUGAAUGGCUCUCCAUUCUGCCAUCACAAAUAUAUUACAACCGACUCGAAAUUAGCGGCACACCGAUGGUCAUCGCUCGUCGAGAAAUAUUCGACAUCCGCACUCAAUUGAUGGCGGAAGAUAACCAAGGACACGACAACGAGGAACUCAUCUCCGGCUUGGAAAAAGGCGACCUCAAGCCCAAUUUCUACGAAGGCGGUUUCAAGACGUGGGAAUGUGCUCUGGACCUAGCCAAACUGGUCACAAGUGAGAACCCGACCAGCCAGUCCCCAGAACCACAAACUACUACUCAUACCAUCGAGCUUGGUGCAGGAACUGCAGUACCAUCACUGGCAUUAUUCGCCCGUGCAUUGAGCCAGACAGAGGCAGUGGAAAGCGGGGCUACGAUCCAGAAAACCCAUUUCACAUUCGCGGACUACAAUGAUUCCGUCCUGCGUCUUGUCACACUCCCUAAUCUCAUUUUGACCUGGCAUAUUACCCAGUCCCGGGAUACUACAGCGGUAGUCGAAAGCCAGGGUGCUUCAGCGGCUCAUACUCAGGAUGAAGAACUAGAUAUCACGCCCGAACUACUCGAUGCCUUCAAGGCCGACCUCGAGAGGCGGGGUAUUUCCUUGAGCUUCAUUUCCGGUGCCUGGUCCCCUGAAUUCGUGGAGCUUGUCUUUUCUUCCCGCAGUGAGGGUGACUGUCAGACCUUGGUACUUGCCAGCGAGACGAUCUACUCCCCGCUAUCACUGGUUGCAUUCUCCGAAACUCUUCUGGCGCUACUGCGCCGCUCUAGCUCUGCAUCUAGCAAGACUCGGGGUUUAGUGGCUGCUAAGAAGGUCUACUUCGGAGUGGGAGGAGGUGUCGAUGAGUUCCUCGCGACUCUGAAAAACGUUUGUGUUGAUGAAUUGGACGUUCAACAGAAGGUGGAUAUCCAGUCGGAAGGUGUCGGCCGAGUUGUGUUGGAAAUUACGCCUGUUGGAAACGGUGUGCAGUAG